Vitis riparia (riverbank grape) is the source of this 4224-nucleotide messenger RNA. RefSeq names its product squamosa promoter-binding-like protein 1. NCBI's taxonomy places the organism in Eukaryota, Viridiplantae, Streptophyta, Magnoliopsida, Vitales, Vitaceae. Gene Ontology annotation, cellular component: nucleus. The transcript has 10 exons. The record is from RefSeq and is a predicted model, not a curated record. The coding region runs from base 648 to 3698 and encodes 1016 amino acids. Gene Ontology annotation, molecular function: DNA binding.
UUUGGGAAUUUUUAAUAGAAAGAAACACGCGGUGUGAGGAGUGGGACCCAGGAGGUUUGGGGAUGGUGGUGGUGGCCUGACCUUAAUUGAUUAAUUCCUCCACAGUACUCCCACAAAACAAAGCCACGCACUUUCACAUCUUCCGAACCUUUCGCCAUCUCUCCUCUCAACUUGACUCUCUUUCACUACUGCCUGCUUUCCGGUGUCUUCCGGCAACUGGGGAUCUCGCUGCUUUCCUUCUUGUGAGUGUGUUCUUUUUGUGCUUUACUUGUUGAAUUGCUCUUGGCUGUUGGGGUUGUGUGGAUUUUUUGUUUUUAAUUUUUUAAUGUGGAGAGUCGGUGCUGAAAAUUGGGAUUGAUGGUGUUGGGUGUUUGUCUGAUUGAGUUUGAAGGGGUUUUUGGUGAUUAGGGCCAAUUGGGCAUGUGGGUUGCUCUGAAUUGGAACCAUGGGUGUGUGGGUGUACUGUUUCUGGACUUUUGGGGGAGAACUGAGGCUGAUUAGUUGAAGUAAGGGUUUGUGUUGUUUGGGGGUUUUGAGCUCUGAUCUCUGUGGAAUUGGGUUUUAUUUUUUCUGGGUUUGUACUGUUGUCGUCUGCUUUGGGGUUCUGUUUUGUGGAUUUGGGUGGUUGUGAUUUCUGGGUUUGAUCAAUGGAGGCUAAAAUUGGGGGUGAAGCUCACCAUUUCUAUGGUAUUGGGACUUCUGAUUUGCGUGUGAUGGGGAAGAGGAGUUCGGAAUGGGAUUCGAAUGAGUGGAAAUGGGAUGGUGAUCUUUUCAUAGCCAGUCCCAUGAAUCCAGUGCCCUCAGAUUACACGAGCCAGCAAUUUUUCCCACAUGGCUCGGCAAUUCCAGUGACUGGGGGCUCCUCUAACAGUUCUUCUUCGUGUUCUGAUGAAGUGAAUCUUGGAAUUGAGAAAAGGAAAAGGGAAUUGGAGAAACGUAGGAGGGUUAUCGUUGUCCAAGACGACAAUGAUGAAACUGGGACUCUUUCUCUAAAGCUUGGUGGGCAUGGACAUUCGGUUUCUGAAAGGGAGGUGGGAAAUUGGGAAGGGACAAGUGGGAAGAAGACCAAAUUGGCUGGAGUUAGUUCCAGUCGCGCUGUUUGUCAGGUAGAGGACUGUGGGGCUGAUCUAAGCAAAGCCAAGGAUUAUCACAGACGACAUAAGGUCUGUGAGAUGCAUUCAAAGGCUGGUCGCGCCCUGGUGGGAAAUGAGAUGCAACGAUUCUGUCAGCAGUGUAGUAGGUUUCAUGUCCUUCAAGAGUUUGAUGAGGGGAAAAGGAGUUGUCGGAGACGUUUAGCUGGCCAUAAUAAACGGAGGAGGAAGACACAUCCAGAUGCUGCCGGUAAUGGAAAUUCCUUGAAUGAUGAUCAGGCUAGUGGUUAUCUCUUGAUAAGUUUACUGAGGAUACUUUCCAACAUGCAUUCCAAUAAUAAAUCAGAUCAGACUAAGGAUCAGGAUUUGCUGUCCCAUCUUUUAAGAAGCCUUGCCAGCUAUGGUGGUACAAAUGGGAGUAGAAACAUAUCAGGGCUCCUUCAGGAAUCUCAACUGCUGAAUGAUGGGACUUCUGUUGGAAAUACAGAAGUGAUUUCGGCUCUGCUCCCAAAUGGUUCUCAAGCUCCCCCACGGCCUAUUAAACAUCUCAAGGUACCUGAAUCUGAAAUUCCGCCUAAAGGGGUACAUGCAGAUGAUGCUAGGGUUGGAAAUAUGCAAAUGACUUCUUGUGGAAAGCCUGGGAUUAUGUUCCCUAUUAAAGACAGUCUGCCAGUUUACUCAGAAGUGAGAGACAGUACUGCAGGGCAGAUCAAGUUGAAUAAUUUUGAUUUGAAUGACAUAUAUAUUGAUUCAGAUGAUGGCAUGGAAGAUCUGGAGAGAUCACCUGUCCCUGAGAAUCUGGGGACUGGUUCUCUUGAAUGUCCCUCAUGGGUACAACAAGACUCUCAUCAAUCAAGUCCACCUCAGACAAGUGGCAAUUCUGAUUCAGCAUCUGCCCAGUCACCUUCUAGUUCCAGUGGAGAGGCUCAGAGCCGCACCGAUCGGAUUGUUUUCAAACUAUUUGGGAAAGAACCAAAUGAUUUUCCUCUUGUUCUGCGAGCACAGAUUCUUGACUGGUUAUCUCAUAGUCCUACUGACAUUGAGAGCUACAUUAGGCCUGGUUGUAUUGUUCUAACAAUUUAUCUUCGUCUACCUGAGUCCACAUGGGAGGAGCUUUGCUGUGAUCUGGGUUCCAGUUUGAGUAGGCUUCUGGAUGUCUCAAAUGACACUUUCUGGAGAACUGGAUGGGUGUAUAUUAGAGUGCAGCAUCAAAUAGCAUUUAUCUACAACGGUCAGGUUGUUGUAGACAUGUCCUUACCUCUCAAGACUAAUAAUUAUAGCAAAAUUUUAAGCAUCAAACCUAUUGCAAUAUCUAUGUCUGAGGAAGCUCAAUUUUUGGUUAAAGGCUUUAACCUGUCUCGGCCAGCCACAAGGUUACUCUGUGCACUAGAAGGAAAGUAUCUUGUUAAGGAAGCAACUCAUGAGUUAAUGGAUGAUAUUGAUAGUGUGAAGGAGCAUGAUGAGCUCCAGUAUCUCAACUUCUCUUGCUCUAUUCCCAAAAUGACUGGAAGAGGAUUCAUUGAGGUUGAAGAUCACGGUCUCAGCAGCAGCUUCUUUCCCAUUAUAGUUGCAGAGAAGGAUGUUUGUUCAGAGAUCUGUAUGCUUGAGAGUACGAUAGAGAUGACUGACAUUGAUGAAGAUGGCUGUGGGACUGGAAAAUUGGAAACCAAGAAUCAAGCUAUGGACUUUAUACAUGAAAUUGGUUGGCUUCUUCAUAGAAGUCAAUUAAAGUCCAGAUUGGGUCACUUGGAUCCUAAUGCAGACCUUUUUUCUUUCAAACGGUUCAAGUGGCUGAUGGAGUUCUCCAUGGACCGUGAUUGGUGUGCUGUUGUCAAGAAACUCUUAGACAUCAUGCUUGAUGGUACUGUGGGUGCAGGAGAGUACCCUUCCUUGAAGCUUGCAUUCAUGGAGAUGGGUCUUCUUCACAGAGCUGUACGAAGAAAUUCUAGGCCUCUGGUGGAACUCCUGUUGAGAUACGUCCCUGAGAGAGUUUCUGAUGUACUAGCAUCUGAUGAUAAGUCAAUGGUUGAUGGAGGCCAUGCAAGCUUCUUGCUUAGGCCUGAUGUGGUAGGACCUGCUGGUUUGACACCUCUCCACAUUGCAGCUGGUAGGGAUGGUUCCCAAGAUGUAUUGGAUGCAUUGACUGAUGAUCCUGGAAUGGUGGGAGUUGAAGCAUGGAAGAGUGCUCGUGACAGCACAGGUUUCACUCCUGAAGAUUAUGCUCGUUUACGAGGGCACUACUCAUACAUCCACCUGGUCCAGAAGAAGAUCAACAGAAGACUAGGAAAUGGGCAUGUGGUAGUUGAUGUGCCUAGCCAUCUCUCAGAUUGCAGUGUGAACCAGAAGCAAAAUGAUGAGGCAACUACCGGCUUCCAGAUUGAAAGGACCACAUUGAGACCCAUUCAACAGCAGCAGUGCAAGCGUUGCAAUCACAAGGUGGCUUAUGGAAAUGCCAGCAGAUCCCUGUUAUACAGGCCUGCAAUGCUUUCAAUGGUGGCCAUAGCUGCAGUCUGUGUCUGUGUAGCACUUCUCUUUAAAAGCUCACCUGAAGUUCUAUACGUGUUUACUCCCUUCCGGUGGGAAUUGUUGGACUAUGGCACAAGCUGAGCUCAAAUUAACUAUCAAAUUGAUGAAAUCUAUCUAAAAGGUGUUGUAUUUGCACGAGUUAAUAUAUAUAGACUGUAAAGUUGAGAUUUCCUGUAGAACCUAUGCUUUGGAUAGACCUUGAACCCAGUAAAAUUAUCUACCUAUUUAUCCAAAUGUAUGCUCUUUCAUCAGACAUCAAGUGCUUACAUCUCUUUCAUUCGUGACAAAAGGCAGCACGGCACCUUUGAGAUACCUAUGAGUUUCCAUGAGCAGCAAGCUUCUGUUGACAGAAAAAUGAUUAUAUCUAUGUGUCUACUUCUCUGGGGAAGUAGAAGAUGCUGAAUGAAGAUCAUUUGAUGGCUACCUCAAAUAUAGGUUUGACCCAACUGUGGACUUGCCUGAAAUGUGAUCAGCAACACCAUUUGCAUUCGAAUUUGAAUGCAUGUCUUAAUUGUAAGUUCUAUAAUGGUGAUUGAAAAGGGAGCAGAUCACCCUUCAUAGCUACAUUUGAUAGGUGUUUCUUCCUAGCAAUCAUUUUUUAAUAUAA